Molecule: messenger RNA, 2748 nt
Organism: Melampsora larici-populina 98AG31
Lineage: Eukaryota; Fungi; Basidiomycota; Pucciniomycetes; Pucciniales; Melampsoraceae
Exons: 10
Coding region: 270-2189 (639 amino acids)
Source: RefSeq, a predicted model, not a curated record
CCAAACUGGCCUCAUCAUCAAUACUUGCCUUUGUUCGCCUCGCCAAUUAUUCAGUAAAUCAUCUUAACACGUUCUUUUGAACUCAAACCACCUCCGCCUUCAAACACAUUCCUCACAUUCUUGAGGACAUCUAGCCUUUCAUUUUAGUCGUUUCCUCACCUCACUCUCUUAUUAUCAACAGAUUCCAGCACUUGUUCGACUUCACAACUUUUUCAAGCUUUGUCGUUAUCUAAACCAUUGGAUUCCAAUUGGAUCAAUCAUUUUUGAAAAUGGUAUCUGGUCACAGUCGAGGGACCUCCUGGGCCAGGACUGCUUCAGCAGUGCUCGCUAUAACGUCACCCGCAGCUAUCAUUGCUUCACCUUCCCCAAAUACGUUCGAGGUCGUUGGGGUCACAGGCGUGUCUGCUCAACAGCUCUUCGUCGCAGGUGUAAAUAAGGCAUACAUCCUUGAUAAAGUUGAAAACAAUCCUACCAAACUUCCUGGCACUUCUCAUCCGGCGUGGGCUACGGAAUAUGACCUUCGAACUAACACUUUUCGACCGAUGGCGGUCGCUACGAACACUUUCUGCGCUGGUGGGGCCGUACUUGGUAAUGGAACGUGGCUUUCGGUAGGAGGAAACAAAGCAGUAACCUCGGGAGGACUAGAUGGUGUGAAUCUGGCAGGACCAUAUGGCAAUGAUGACGGCGCCAAAUCUAUCAGACUUUUGGAUCCAUGUGACAACGAUACCAACUGUCAGUGGGUGGUCAAUCCCGGAGGUAACCUCUUACAAGCUAAGCGUUGGUAUCCUACCGUAGAGACCUUAGAAGAUGGAAGUGCAAUGAUUAUCGGUGGGUGCACAGAUGGUGGUUAUGUCAACGAUGCCAAUCAGAACAUCCCAACCAUUGAAUAUUUCCCUUCGAAGGGAACUCCAGUCGGGCUCAAUUUCUUGACCACAACACUACCUGCAAACCUUUAUACUCUCACAUGGCUACUCCCUUCAGGAAAUAUUUUCUUCCAAAGUAAUCUCGCCACAGAGAUCUUCGACUACAAGAAGAACGUUGAAUAUCCUCUUCCAAACAUCCCUCAUGCUGUCCGAACAUACCCUGCUUCUGCAGCUACGGCUAUGCUACCUCUGACCCCCAAGAAUAACUACACAGCAACGAUUUUGUUUUGCGGGGGUACCGACUUGCAACCCGACCAAUGGGUUACAAACUGGAAUAUUGCAGCUUAUCCCGCCGACAGCUCUUGUGUAAAGAUGUCGCCAGAUGUUUCUACCACUUGGGAAGAGGAGGAUUCCUUAUUUGAAGGUCGAAGCAUGGGGCAGUUUGUGAUUAUGCCAGACGGAAGAUUAUGGAUGGGUAACGGUAUUGGGAAAGGAACCGCUGGGUACGGAAACACCAGCUGGGCCAUUGGACAGUCUUUCGGUUCAGACCCCAUAUAUGCACCGGCAUACUACGAUCCAAACGCUGCCAAAGGUUCCAGAUGGUCAAGACCAAUGACCAAUGCAACUGUUCCUCGACUUUAUCACUCCGUUGCAUCUCUUUUGAGUGAUGGCUCUAUCUUGACUGCGGGUUCAAAUCCAAAUGCUGAUUACAUCCCAGCGGGUACGGCGGGAUACCCUUACGUGACUGAAUACCGUGCUGAGAAGUUUUAUCCGGAUUACUACACCAAGACAAGACCUCAACCUUCUGGUUUGCCGACCUCCUUAUCUUACGGUGGAGCCUUCUUUGACGUCAAGAUCUCCGCCUCUGAUGUACACGACACAUCAUAUCUACAGAACACUCUUGUGUCAGUCGUCCGUGUUGGGUAUUCAACACACGCAAUGAAUAUGGGACAACGGUACCUACAGCUCAACAAUACCUACACCGCCAACUCUGAUGGCUCGGCAACACUUCAUGUAUCUCAAAUGCCCCCUUGUGUGGCUUGUUUCCCACCUGGGCCUGCUUUCUUAUUUGUUGUGGUCAAUGGUGUUCCUUCACAUGGUGUGAUGGUCAUGGUUGGUACUGGAGCUCUUGGUGCCCAACCGACAACACCUGCUGCUGCUUUACCUGGAACUGUGGCUACCUGGAAUUCUGUCUUAUCGACCUCCAGUACAGACGCCAAUAACGGGGCGAAGAAAGGCGACAGCGCUCGGUCGGUACCUCAUCGACAGUUAUCAGCUCUCUCAGCUCUCUUUUUGGUCUUCCUUCUCACUUCGCAAUUCACAUAGAGAACUUGAGAAUCAGGGCUCAAUCCAGGCUUCACAACUUCUUCCUUAGCCUUGAAUCUCUCAUUCCAUUGAAAUAAUUUCUCGCGGUCCGUAGAAACCAUUCAAGACAUGUUACAAGCCUCUAUCAGCGUGCCUUUGUUUUCUAUCCGCACUUGCAACUCAAUCAAAUAUUGUUAUUCAUCAAACUCCCUCUCACGUCAUUGCACUUUCCAGAACCAUUUUUUUCGCCUUUCCUUUUCUAUCGCUGAUCAAUUUGCUGACAAUGUUGACCGAUGUUGCUUGUACUGAAUUCACUUUCAUUUGCCUUUUUGACCAUUCAAGAGUCUUUUCAAUAUAUUUUAUUUUUGAGAACACAUUCUACCUUCCAUUUGGCCCCGAAGAAAUAACAUGGAGUUCAAUGCAAAUUGCUCUAGAGUAAACAUAAUGACCUCAUAUAUCACCAGACCCUCUAUGCGCCCACAUAUACGAAAAUAUCGCAUUGUCAACACGUACGACCUGUACGCUGAGAAGCUUGUAUUUUGUCAUGUCUUUUUCAAGUGGCAACCAAAUCAUUAUUCCC